Uloborus diversus is the source of this 2367-nucleotide messenger RNA. RefSeq names its product UV excision repair protein RAD23 homolog B-like (gene Rad23). The coding region runs from base 132 to 1295 and encodes 387 amino acids. Gene Ontology annotation, cellular component: nucleoplasm; cytosol. Gene Ontology annotation, biological process: proteasome-mediated ubiquitin-dependent protein catabolic process; nucleotide-excision repair. NCBI's taxonomy places the organism in Eukaryota, Metazoa, Arthropoda, Arachnida, Araneae, Uloboridae. The record is from RefSeq and is a predicted model, not a curated record. The transcript is spliced from 8 exons. Gene Ontology annotation, molecular function: proteasome binding; ubiquitin binding; damaged DNA binding.
ACUUUAACUUGAGUCCAAUGCCGACAACACGCUUCUUCUGAUUUUAGUGACUCGGAACUUUUUCUUUUUUUAAAGUAAAACAAAAUUUUUUUUUGUCUUGUUUGUAGACCAACUGUGAUUCAAGAAACAAAAUGAUAAUAACUUUGAAAACUUUAAAACAACAGACGUUCAAAAUUGAAGUGGAGGAAUCGGAUUCGGUAAGAUCAUUCAAAGAGAAAAUAGAAGCUCAAAAGAGUGAAUUUCCGGCUCACUGUCAAAAGUUGAUCUAUGCUGGAAAAAUUCUUAGUGAUGAUACAAAAAUUAGUGAUUAUGACAUUGAUGAAAAGAAAUUUGUAGUUAUUAUGGUUACUAAACCUUCCUCAGAAAAAGAAAGUUCUUCCUCAGAAAGUGCCCCAGUAACACAACCUGUCAGCAAUACUUCAACUCCUUCCAAAUCAGCUGUUCAAGAUGCAACUGAAACUACUUCUACAGCAUCUAAUGCAACUGCUGCUAAAGCAGAACCAAAAACUGAAACCAAGGAAGAACCAGCAGAAUCUGCUGAGGAUACUACCGAAGCAAGCCUUAGUUCUGUAAAUGUUGAAGGUCUAGAUAUAUCUGCUGCUGAGUCAACAUUAGUUUUAGGAGAAGACUAUGAAAGAAUGGUUUCACAGAUAGCAGAAAUGGGUUAUGAAAGAGAUGAUGUUGAAAGGGCGUUGAGAGCCAGUUUUAACAAUCCAGACAGAGCUGUGGAAUACUUACUCACUGGUGUGCUUCCUCCUGAACAAGAACCUGCAAGUGAUUCUCCUCAUGCUGAUGUUACCCAGCCUAGCAAUAAUUCUUCUGUCAGUGCGGGAAGUGAGGAACCUCUCUCUUUUCUUCGCAAUCAACCCCAGUUUCAACAGAUGAGGCAAGUCAUACAACAGAACCCUCAAUUGUUAAAUGCUGUUUUGCAACAGAUAGGACAGAAUAAUCCUCAACUUUUGCAGCUUAUUUCUCAAAAUCAAGAAGCAUUUGUUAGAAUGAUAAAUGAACCAGCUGCUUCUAGUGGAGGUGGUGGCACCACAGAAUCUAUAUCUAGUGGUGGAAGAGGUGGUGGUGGUGGUGUUGCGGCUGCUGGCGGAGGCACCCCUAAUGUCCCUUUUGAAUCUGUACUAAGUCAAGCUACAACUCAAGUAUCUCCUCAAGACAGAGAAGCAAUCGAAAGAUUAAAAGCCUUGGGAUUUCCUGAAUAUUUGGUAGUUCAAGCCUAUUUUGCCUGUGACAAAAAUGAAAACCUUGCUGCUAAUUUCCUCUUGUCUCAAAACUUUGAUGAUUGAUGAAGUCAUACUUAAUUUUCAAAUGAGUGCAUCAGCAAAGAGAACUUGUUUUUUUACCUUUGCUCAUUACCAAAUGAUCUACUAAGUAGGCAGUAUCAGAAAGUGAUAUUCAAGCAAAAUUAAGUGCAAGGGUGAUCAUUUUUCAUAAAGUAUUCUCAGGCAAAUUUCCCCAAAAUUAUGUAACUAAUUUUGUUACGAAUGUUAUGCGUUGUCUUCAGCAUUAUUUAUGUAAUUGUUCAUGAACAUAUUUCAGUGUAAUUCAAAGUUUUAUGGCAAUGUUUUUCAGUGUUUACUUUUGAUUCUAAAUUUUUACUAAGGAUCAAAACUUUUGCAGUAAUCUUAAUGUUCACACCUUGUAAUUAUACUCUUUGCAAAUAUGUAAGAUCUCUGAAACAAUUUUAAUUUGCUGUGUCAUUAUGUCUCCUGUAUUUUCAAGAAUGUUUGAUUUUUCAAGGGAGAGCUGGCUUUUUUUUUUUUUUUUAAUUUUUAUUUUUUAAUGUUUUCAUCUGUUUUCAUUCAUUAGCAAAAUAAUAUUAAAAAUAAGACUAGAUAUUUUACUUAACUAAAUUAUUAUGUGAAUAUGCCUUUGCAAAAUGUUUCAAUGAGCUUGAAAAUGGUACUACUGAAAUUUAAUAAAAUGUUCUAAAAAAUGUACUUGUUGCAAAUGGUUCUCAUUUUUUGUAUGAAACCUACUAGCUGAUACACUUUAGAAGCCAUAAAUUGAAUGUGAUUUGCAGUUUUAAAAAAAAUCAUUCUUUCUGCCUCAUAUUGUUUUAUAUUAGUGAUUUGGUAUAUUGUUUUAUGUUAAAUGUUUUGAUCACCCUGCACUAUUGUUUAAAAUAAAUAUUUAAUUUUAAAAAUAUUAACACAAUAAUGAAAAACUAAUUAAAGAUAUGUACAUAUUUGUUUUAUGUCUCUUUGGACAUUCAUUUACAAAUUAUUAAAAAUAUAGCAGUGGGGAAUUGCCAUACGGAAAUUUUUGUUUCAAGAGUGCAAGCUUUGAUUUUUUUCAGUUCAUUACCAGGCUUGCUUGUUGCAAUAAAUUCAUUUUAAAUUAAAUUUUAUGCUUGGA